Molecule: messenger RNA, 1806 nt
Organism: Symsagittifera roscoffensis
Lineage: Eukaryota; Metazoa; Xenacoelomorpha; Acoela; Convolutidae
Product: sialin-like
Exons: 1
Coding region: 150-1670 (506 amino acids)
Biological process (GO): monoatomic anion transport; transmembrane transport
Cellular component (GO): membrane
Molecular function (GO): transmembrane transporter activity
Source: RefSeq, a predicted model, not a curated record
GGUUGAUAUAUAAAUUCAUGACCAAUUCGUAAACAAAUUUAUCUAAGCUUCAUCUGAACCAACAACCGUAGAGCAUUUUUAGUUAAAAUUGCAUCACACUACAGUCCAAUCUAAUCGCAAAUUCAAAAAUCUAAGACUGUGUUCCAAAAAUGAGCACUGAUCAAAAAUCUUUGAGAAAAUUUUCAAUGGGAAACGAUGACGAAAAACAAAGUCUUCUUCCAUCAAAUAUGUCCUCAGGACGAUCAAGUAUUGAUGAUAAAAACUGCUCUUUUUUCUCCAAAAUAACCUCAACUCGCUUCCAAUUGGCCUACUUAGGCUUCAUAGGAUUUAUGAUUGUCUUCGCAAUUCGCAUGUGCAUCAACGUAGCUUUGGUGUCCAUGGUUGCUGAUAGCAGCCAGAAAUCUUCUUCGGUCAACGAUCAUUGUCCUACUAGAAACACAACCAGUUAUCAAACAGAAAACCCUGCUAACAGUCGCGUAUACUUUGAUUGGACAGUUCAAGAGCAAGCACGGAUUCUCGGCGCUUAUUUCUACGGCCGCUUAUUCACGCAAAUACCUAUAGGAAGCCUCGUUUCAGCUUACGGCGGAAAACAUGUUUUAGGAUUCGGAAUUCUCUUAUCUGGCCUUUUAACGGCUGCAAUUGUACCGGCUGCUUAUUUGGGACCUAACUGGGUUCUAGUUUGUCGGCUGCUCAUUGGAGUGGUUGACAGUGGUACCUUUUCGGGCUACUUUCAAAUGGUUGCAAAAUGGGCUCCUAAGCAGGAACGAACUGUCUUCUCUACAAUGGCAACAGCUGGAGCGUAUUUGGGUAACGUGUUCGGAUUUCCAUUGGUAGGCUAUUUAUGUGGGCUUGAAUUUGCUGGCGGUUGGCCCCUCCCUUUUCUAGGAAUCGGAGGAAUUACGGUUAUUUGGUUCAUCGCCUGGUCUGUUUUGAUAUACGAAACGCCUGCUGAUCAUCCAAGGAUUUCACUCGAAGAACGCGAACUACUGAUGACAAGUGUUGACUAUCACACUAUAAAAUCAAAACAAAAAGAAAAAAUUCCAUGGAAGAAAAUCGUGACAAGUAAACGAGUAUACGCGCUACUUGUAGCAAGAUGGGCCGACGGUAUUUUUGGAAUGGGUUUGUCCAUGUGUCUCUCUCAGUACUUCUCGUACGUACUUAACUUAGACAUAUCUACAAACGGUUUAUUGAGUGCCGCUCCGUGGCUAUCGUGCUUCUUAGCAUCAUUCGUAUUUUCAACAGCUGCCGAUUAUUUAAUCAAUCAGAACUACUUCUCCAUUACAUUCGUCCGGAAAUACAACCAAGCAAUCGCUGCCAUAUUCCCUGGAAUACUUUUAAUAGCUACUGGAUACUCCGGCUGCAGUGUUAAAAUGGCUCUAUUGUUUCUUUCUGCAGCUGCAUUUUUCUUUGGAUCGCACUUCUCGGGAUCAGUCUGCAAUGUUUUAGACUUAGCACCGAAACAUGCUGGCAUCUUAACUGCAUUUGGAAACACUGCUUCUUCAUUGGCUGGUUCGGUAGCCCCAAUUAUAGUCGGUGCUAUUAUUGAAAAAGAUGCUCACAGUGACCUACUAUGGAGACGUGUUUUCAUGUUUUAUGCGGCCGUGAGUUGGCUUGGUGGCAUCGUAUUUGUAGCAUUUGGAUCUGGGAAAGCUCAAAUGUGGUCAAAAUAACUUUGCCCGAUACUCAGUUCUUAAGUAUGACCUCAUUAACUUGACUUAAUUUUCCAAUUUAAAAACCACGUUUAGCUUUAGAAAUGACCCGUUUUAAUUUCUAUAUAGCAUAUCAUUAUUCAAAUUUUUAUGUCGA